Molecule: messenger RNA, 3405 nt
Organism: Drosophila novamexicana
Lineage: Eukaryota; Metazoa; Arthropoda; Insecta; Diptera; Drosophilidae
Gene: tio
Product: protein tiptop
Exons: 3
Coding region: 325-3405 (1026 amino acids)
Biological process (GO): regulation of transcription by RNA polymerase II
Cellular component (GO): nucleus
Molecular function (GO): DNA binding; DNA-binding transcription factor activity, RNA polymerase II-specific
Source: RefSeq, a predicted model, not a curated record
AACACGAAACUGACACGUUCACACACACACGCACACACACAGGGACACGCGGGCACACACAUACAAAGCGAAGCAGACGCCCCUCUCAAGAAUUCAAACGUGGAACGCAAAUAAAAAGAAAUACAUUUAAUUUGUGCUUGUAUUUGUAUUCGAACUCGUGUAUUUGGCUUAGUUAAGUGCGUUCGCGUUCGCCUCAAAGUGUGACCAACAAACAACAAACAACAAAUAAUAAUAACAACAACAACAACAACAAAUCGCCAAUCGAUGUGCGAACUUAAUAACAGUAUUUAAAGGCAGAGACAACAAAACUAAAUUAUUCACAAAAUGAUGCUACACGAGGCUGUCAUGUUGGAGAUCUAUCGCCAGGCGUUGAGUGCAAGCGAGCUGGCGAGUCCGCGUUGUCAAUCGCGGGAAUCGAAUGCAUCGGCGGCCGCUGGAGACGCCCGCUGCCCGUCCAAUGAGUCGCACUGCUCGGCCAACGAUUGCCUGACCCCGGCGCCCACGCCCACAGCCAGUUCGCCAGUGGGCCUGCCGCUGACCGCAACCCUGGCGCCCUCGGCAGCUGCGGCUCUGCUGCCGCCGCAGUCGGCAGCGAUGGCCGCUUACCUGGCGGCCGCGCAACAGAAUCACCUGCUGCUGACCAAUCCGCUGGCGGCGGCCGCUUCGCUGGUGCAGCAGGCAACGCAGCAGGCCGCCUCGCCGGGGGGCCAUGCCCUGGAGGAAGAGGCGCCCGCCUUGGACUUCAGCCGGAAGCGCACGCCCAGCGAUUGCGAGGCGACGGCCAGCGACGAGGAUCAGGAACAGGAUCAGCCAGAUCAGGAGUCGGCGCCUCUGGACUUAUCCGUGAGCACGCGCAAGCGCCAAACGCCGAGCAUCGAGCAGGACACGCCGGCGCGCAAGCUGCCACGUGGCACUGACUACAAAUCCCCGCUACCGCCAGGCAGCUGGGUGCCACCCAUCAAUCCCUAUUUAGCUGCCGUGGCAGCCAAGUCCGGGCUGAGCGGCAAAAUGGCGCCCAGCGAGGCGAGCAAGGCGCUGGAGAAGAUGAGCGAGAUGAGUCGCCUGGAGACGCCUCCGCCAAGCAGAGGAACCAGCGGCGGAGGCGGCGUAGGCGGCGGAGCUGGUGGAGCCGCCACAUCUGUGACUGGAGGCGGUGGCGGUCGGCACAGCGCCUGGCAAUCGCACUGGCUGAACAAGGGGGCGGACGCGGCCAAGGAUGUGUUCAAGUGCGUGUGGUGUAAGCAGAGCUUCGCCACGCUGGCGUUGCUCACGACGCACAUGAAGGAGACGCAGCACUGCGGCGUCCAGGUGCCCUCGCCCUCGGCGGGCCUUAGCCAGGCGGCGACGCGCACCACCAAUGCGACGUCCACAACGACCUCGAACUGCUCCAGCAGCAGCUCGACCUCCUCCAGCUCGUCCAAGUCCGAGCUGAACAUGCUCAUCAAGGAGACAAUGCCGCUGCCCAGGAAGCUGGUGCGCGGCCAGGAUGUCUGGCUGGGCAAGGGCGCCGAGCAGACGCGCCAGAUCCUCAAGUGCAUGUGGUGUGGCCAGAGCUUCAGGUCGCUGGCGGAAAUGACCAGCCACAUGCAGGAGACGCAGCACUAUACCAAUAUCAUAUCGCAGGAGCAGAUCAUCUCCUGGAAGUCCGGCGACGAGCGCCCAACCAAUGGCAACCAGGGCCAGGGUCAGGGCGGCGGCAGCAGCAGCAGUGCCACGCCCACUGCGACCAGUGUCAGCGCCGUGUUGACGUGCAAGGUAUGCGACCAGGCGUUCGGCACGCUCAAGGAGCUGAGCGCCCACAUGGCGCAGCAGUCGCACUACAAGGACACGGCCUCCAGCUGCUCCUCCUCGGUGUCGCCGCCAGCACCGCCAUCCGGCUCUGCCGCGGCGCUGAGCUCUAAACGCGGCCGUCAGCCGCGCAACGAGAAGCGCAAAAAGUCGCUGCCGGUGCGCAAACUCCUAGAGCUGGAGCGCUCCGGCAGCGGCGCCGGGCUGGACUCGGCGCUGAAGCCGCUGCGCGACUUUGCGGCCGCCACGAAGAUCACGUGCGAGAAGUGUGGCAGCAAGAUCGAGACAGCGCUGUUCGUGGAGCAUAUACGCAAAUGCCUCGGCGACAGCAUACCCAUACCGCCACGCAGGCCGCCAGCGCAGGAGCAGCAUCCGCACCAGCGCCUGGCCAGUCCCAGCAUGUCGGAGAAGCCAAGCAGCAGCUCGGGAGCCCCCUCCGUGCUGAAUGCGCUGGAGCAACUGAUCGAGAAGAGCUUCGAGUCGCGAAUGGGUCGGCUGGCGCCGGGAUACCCGGAGACUGGGACGCCGCUGGGCGCCAGCAUACUGAAGCGUCUGGGCAUCGACGACAGCAGCGACUACACGAAGCCCUUGAUGGAUGCACAGGCCAUGCAGAUGCAGCUGCUGCGCUCCACGUAUGCCACGCGGGAUCGCAGCGCCAGCGAGUCAAGCUCCGCCAGUCGCGUGGAGUCCGCCUACACGCCGGACAGGCAGCAGGCCACGCCCCGACGCACGCCUGACACGCCGGCCCCUUCGGUCACUGUGGCCACGCCCUCGCUUCCACCACCGCCCAGCAGCUGCAGCACCAUCAUCAAGUCGGAGCCCCUGGAGCCGGAGGCCGCCGAGCUGGAGCCCAGCAACAGGCAUCUGAUCAAUGUGAAGAAGGAGUUCAGCAUGGAACAUGCCACGGGUAAUCCCCGCGAGAGUCCCAGUGCCGGCAGCGAACGCUCCAACAACUCGCCGCCUGUCCAGAGCACCACGCUUGCCGAGAGCGGCAGCCUCCUCGCCCUCAACUCCAUGUUCGAUCAGCUGAGCAGCGUCGAGACCAACAACAAUAAUACAGGACAUUGCUUCAACAACAACAACAACAAUAACAACAACAAUGCGAAUGGCAGCACGAAGAAGCCGAAGGCUCACCCCUUGGCCGCCCUGCAGAAGCUCUGCGAGACAACAGAUCCGCCAGCCUCGAAUACGCGCAGUGCAUCCGCAUCCUCCACGGUGGCCGGGCUGGGCAACGGCAGCGACCUGGUCGCCUUCAGCUGGGCGUGCAACGAGGCGGUGCUGAGCGCCGGCGCCGGGGCGGACGCCAUCAUCAAGUGCUCGUUCUGUGAUACGCCGUUCGGCUCCAAGGGCGCCUAUCGUCAUCAUCUGUCCAAGGUGCACUUCGUGAAGGACGCCGGCGAGGAUUCGCCGCCGCUGAAGUCGCCGGCAGCCGCGCAGUCGCCCAAGUCGCUGCCGCUGGCUUCGCCCAAACGCUCGGCCUCGCGCAGUCCGGCAACGCCAGCUGCCCCCCCGCAGCUGCAGCCGCAGACGUCGCCCUCGCCGUACGACGAGAGUCCGCAGUCGAAAUUUCUCAAAUACACGGAGCUGGCCAAGCAGCUGUCCUCCAAGAAUGCCUAA